UCAUUGCUGCCUCGAAUUCUUCUCAUCACCUCCCAUCUAUUACCAUUUAACAUCUCACCCAACAGAACCAUCUCCGAAACAGACAAGAAGCACCAGCACCAGCACCAGCAACCAUGGGCGUGACAAACCCCGACACCCAAACUACCUCAACCACCACCACCACCACCCCCGCCUCGCCGCAGCCCUUCAAUCGACUCAUCUCCCUAGACUCACCUACCCCAUCCCUGCCGGACUUCGAGCGCCUCUGCUCCCAAACCACGGACGGCACUCUCUACCCGCACGCCUCGAUUAUCACCCAGAACAUCCCCAUCUACAGCACGCGCACGCUCAGCCUGACCGACGCCGCCGACCUGGCCGCCGUCCAAAACGAAUGGUACCACAUCCUCUCCGCGGGGCCGGGGAUCUUCGUCCUCCAACACUUCUACGACCAGCAAGACCAAGCGACCCUAACCGCCACGACCGCCGCCUUCACGCGCAUCAUCGCCCACGAAGCUUCGUCGGGCGUCAAAGGCGACCACUUCUCCACCGGCCACAACGCCCGCAUCUGGAACAGCUUCAGCAAACACGCCUUCGCCGACCCCACCUCCUUUGUAUCCUACUACUCCAACCCGUGGCUCCGCGCCGUCAGCGAAACCUGGCUCGGUCCCGGAUACCGCCUCACCGCGCAGGUCAACAUCGUCCGCCCGGGCGGCCACGCCCAGGCCCCGCACCGCGACUACCACCUCGGCUUCCAGGACGACCGCAACUGCGCCCGCUUCCCCCGGGGCCUGCACGCCGCCAGCGCCUGCCUCACGCUGCAGGGCGCCGUCGCCCACUCCGAUAUGCCGGAGCGCAGCGGGCCGACGCGCUUCCUGCCGUUCAGCCAGCGCUUCGAGCCCGGGUAUCUGGCCUGGCGGCGCGAGGAGUUUAAGGCGUUUUUUGAGCGUGAGUAUGUGGCCCUGCCGCUGCGGGAGGGGGAUGCGGUGUUCUUUAAUCCGGCGGUGAUGCAUGCGGCGGGCGAGAAUUGUUUGGCGGUGGAGAGUGGGUUUGAGAGACGGGCGAAUUUGUUGCAGAUUGGGGCGGCGGUCGGCAAGACUAUGGAGAGCGUGGAUGUUGUGGCUGUUGUGGAGGCGGUGUGGCCGGAGGUUAGGAGGCGGUUCGAUGCUGAGGCUGGGAAGAAGAAGGAGGAGGAGGACGAGGAGGACGAGGAGGACGAGGGGGAGGAGCUGGAUGCGAACUGGGAGGCGUUCGUCCGGGCGCUUGGGGAAGGGUACCCGUUCCCUACAAACCUGGAUCGUCGGCCGCCGGCGCCGAAUGGUAUGGCCCCGGAGAGUGAGCAGGACUUGAUCAGGAGGGGGCUGUUGGAUGGCUGGGGGAAGGAGGAAAUGGUCGCCCGGUUGCGCCAGUUGCAUGAGGACGAGAGGGGUCAUCAGUGUCUCUAACUGUACUUAGUGGAAGUGACCAUGGCCAAGUAGGAAUCAUCUACACUACACACUGACAGGUCCAGAAGUAAAGUAGAUAUUACUCUUGGUCUUGGUCUAGCUCAUUAGAGACAAUCAUCACUUCGUGAAUAUUCCAGCCAUGUUACUCCGCCCACAAGGGUAUACCAGAACGCUACGCCAAUGCCAACCAAUGCAGUCAGUCGUUAAGUCAUAUCACCCCUCGUUCCUCGACCCAGAUCUAUCCUCACGUUAGUCCCAGUGGUGCACGACACCUCACCAGAAACGACUUACCUCCAUCUUCCCGAGCUCACUCCCCUCCCGUCGUGCCAUCUCACGGGCUGAGCUCAUCAGCAGAUCCAAAUCCUCCUGGUCCACCAUCGUAAUCAUGUCAC
Aspergillus uvarum CBS 121591 is the source of this 1813-nucleotide messenger RNA. Its product is annotated as phytanoyl-CoA dioxygenase family protein. The record is from RefSeq and is a predicted model, not a curated record. The coding region runs from base 114 to 1421 and encodes 435 amino acids. The transcript has a single exon. Gene Ontology annotation, biological process: fatty acid alpha-oxidation. Lineage: Eukaryota; Fungi; Ascomycota; Eurotiomycetes; Eurotiales; Aspergillaceae. Gene Ontology annotation, molecular function: phytanoyl-CoA dioxygenase activity.